Molecule: messenger RNA, 4406 nt
Organism: Bufo bufo (common toad)
Lineage: Eukaryota; Metazoa; Chordata; Amphibia; Anura; Bufonidae
Gene: KIF24
Product: kinesin family member 24
Exons: 13
Coding region: 118-4038 (1306 amino acids)
Biological process (GO): microtubule-based movement
Molecular function (GO): microtubule motor activity; ATP binding; microtubule binding
Source: RefSeq, a predicted model, not a curated record
GACGAGAACAGCUGUGUUCCUACUGACGGUUGGAGGGAGAGCGGGGAAAAGAGAGCGAACGGUCACCAUCCUCUCCAGAUGAGAGCCGCCGGACAGCAGUAACCUGUCCUGGUGAAGAUGGCCUCCUGUCUCCUGGAGUGCCUCUGCGAGGCUGACCUGGAGCAGUAUUAUCCGCACUUUGUUGCCCAUGGACUCCAGAAGAUUGAGGAGCUGGCAAAGGUGACCAUGAGGGAUUACUCCAAGCUGGGCGUUCACAGCAUGGAGGACCGCAAACGCCUCUUCCAGCUGAUAAAAAUCAUUCAGAGUGUGGCAGCUGAGGAAAGCAAUGACGGCCAAACCCCUCCGCUGCAGCCCGGCUGCGUCUACCUUCAGCCUCCUGGUAACAGAUCGGCCACCCGGAGACAGCUGCAAUUUGACAUCUCCUUCGAGACAGACAGAAACGUGUUCCCCUCCUCUCACCAUGUUACUGGAUUAUGUGAACCAGUGCCACCUGCCGACCAGAAAACCUGCACAAUGAAGGGAGAGGAGAGUCCCAACUCAUCCGCCGAGGGGUCCUGCCUUAAAGCGCUGGGGGGCGCAACAGCGGGCUCCACAGAUAGCGAGGGCCCCAUCGUACACAGAGUGAUGCACCUGUCCGGGUACAACUAUGGAGUGCCACAGACCUACGUACGGCCCAGCUGCACAGAGAAGGAUGGAACCUGGACCGACAGCGAUAAAAUCAGAGUGUGUGUCCGCAAACGUCCUCUGGGUUUGAGGGAAGAGAGACGCGGGGAAGUCAGUGUGGUGACUGUAGAAGACAAGGAGACCAUUGCAAUUUAUGAGAAGAAAGAAGCUGUUAAUCUGAAGGAAUAUAUUCUGCAGCACGUAUUUUAUUUUGAUGAAGUGUUUAGUGAGACGUUCACCAAUCAGGAUGUGUACAUGAGGACCGCUCACCCGCUCAUCCGGCAUGUGUUUAAUGGGGGAAAUGCCACGUGUUUUGCUUAUGGUCAGACAGGAGCUGGUAAAACCUACACCAUGAUUGGCACCCCGAAGAACCCUGGACUCUACGCCUUAGCCGCUAAAGACAUCUUCCAGCAACUGGAGACUAAUCAACAGAAAAAAGACCAUUCUGUUUGGAUCAGUUUUUAUGAGAUCUACUGUGGGCAGCUGUAUGACCUGCUAAAUGGACGGAAAAGACUCUACGCUAGAGAAGACGGGAAGCACGUUGUGCAGGUCGUGGGACUGCGAGAGGUUCAAGUUAAGAGUGUCGAUUUCCUGCUUGAGGUGAUUUUGAAGGGCAGCCGAGAACGCAGCACUGGGGCCACAGGGGUGAAUUCUGACUCUUCGCGCUCACAUGCUGUCAUUCAGAUCCAGAUCAAAGAUGUUGGGAACCGCAAACUUGGCAGAAUGUCCUUCAUUGAUUUAGCUGGAAGUGAAAGAGCAUCCGAUGCACGCGAGUCAGAUAAGCAAACCAAAAUGGAAGGAGCGGAAAUUAACCAGAGCCUCUUAGCACUGAAAGAAUGUAUACGUGCGCUGGAUCAGGAGCAGGCCCAUACACCUUUCAGACAGAGCAAACUGACCCAGGUGCUGAAAGAUUCCUUUAUUGGAAACUCCAAGACCUGCAUGAUUGCCAACAUAUCUCCUAGUCACAUCGCUACCGAGCAUACACUGAACACUCUGCGCUAUGCCGAUAGAGUAAAGGAGCUGAAAAAAGGAAUGAAGUGCACUACCUCCUGCAACGGUCGGGGCAGGUCUGCCCCAUGUUUGUCUCCAAAACGAGGUCAGAAUUCUCCGUCUGUCUUGGGAGAAAAAAUAUCUCCAAAGAAAGUAAAACUCGGGCUGUCAAGCUCCUCCUCUACUAUCGUUAAGCACAAGUCAUGUCCAUCGGUUUUCCAUCCAACCAAUGUUCCCUUGUCAUCCACUCCAAAAAUCUGCACUAAGCCAAAUACAGGGGGUAGAGGUUGUCCAACCCAAGCUUGGCUAACCCAUACUACCCCAGUCAAGGGCACAAUGAAGACAGGCAAAAAGAAGAGUGAGAGCCAUGAUAAGAUCCCUACCCCUAGAAAUCCUCACAGCGUUAAGGCAGACAUGGGCAUUGAACCCAAAGAAGAUCGCAGUCGCCAGCCUCUGCAGAGAGUACAAGCUGUGCAGCCGGUACAGAAGCAAAUUGUUUCCAGAGGUGGGAUGUUUACAGAUAUAACGGCAAAAAUGUGGGAUGCUCAGGACGAUCCCACUUGCAGAAAGACAGGUGGUGAAAAUAGGGGUCUUCCAGAGCAGAAAGAAAGGGAGGAACACUUAAGAUACUAUCACCAGCAGAUUCAGCACCCUCCCAUUCUUCUUCAGAAACUUCACUAUCAACCACUUGAAAAGAUUUUGGACCAGUAUAAGCCCCAGGAGGUCACAGUGGGUCAUGUCAGGAGUGCUGCAUCACAACGUGAAGAAACUCCAGUAGAAGAUCCCGAUGACAGUGACUUUAGUGAAGACUCCUUUUCAUUUACUUCCAACCAGAAGAAAGGAAGAAAAGAAGAGAUGGUCCGAGAAAGGCUUUCCUUUUUUCUCCAUCAGGGUACACCAAGUUUAGAGGUCAGAAAAGUUUCAGGGAUAGGGCAGGGACUCCACUAUCAUUUGUCAGAAUCGAAGGAGAACAAAAGCAUGAUAACCAGUAAAUGUGGUUGUGGACUGUCAGACAGAAAGAGAGCGGAAAAUGGUGAUCACACCAUGUGGAGUUCAGAAGAAGAAUCCACCAGUUCUCUUGACAAUACUGGCCGUACUCCAGAAAAGCCAUAUUCUUCUCAGGAAGACCUAGAAAACGAAAAAAAGACAAUAAAGAACUCGCCUUUGUCUCGCAAAUCAAGUACCGAGUUUAAUCCGUUACAAGAAAGGUGUAAUCAAACAGUGUCUUUAAAUGGCUCUCCGAUAACAGGACCCAAAUUCCCUGAAGGAAGAAGUCCAGCCGCAAAUACCUCGUGUGAAACGGCAAUGAUGGCUCCCCUCACUGUGUCCCUGUUAAAGGAUAACUGGUCAUUGGAUUCAACAUAUAACGUUGAGCCUCAUGAUCUGUCGGGAGUUGGCGAUGGAUCAAGUAGUGCAAUUUCAGAUAAAGCCAUGGUUGUUGAAUCUCACACGGAGGAUCAGUCUGUUGAGAAGAACCUAUCAGAUCUUGUUAAGAAAAUGCUUCGUUAUAACGAGAGCUUGCAUAUUGAGAACUCCCAGUGUAGAGGCAAGAACUGGUUCCCAGACAGCAGCUUUGAACCAAAGUCUAGUUCUGCUGAUUCUCCACAGUUCCUGAUACAGUCAGAUUUGGCUGAAAAAAACUCUCCUAGACUAGGACAAUCACCGGCCUCUGGGAAAAAUGACUUCUACAUUAGCGAUUCUUUUUUAGAUUUUUCUCAACCUAAAUGUAGGGAUCAGACUAGUCAUUUUUAUGAUGCAGAUACUGAGGACAGUAGUGGAAAUGUCAAAACUCAUGGAAUAGUUAUGCCAUCACUGGUAUUUGGUAGGAAACAAUUAAAAGAAGCUGCCAAAGACCACAGUAAGCACUCAAACACCUCGCCAACCAAUGUCAGCGCUGAUCCUCUUUAUUCCAGUGGGGUGGACUCUGAUUCCUUCAAGCUGCCGUUAAGUGACAAUGAACUGGAACAUCUUAAAAAUAGACUUAUGGAAUAUAUAUUUACCCACUGUGGUGCCAAAGAGAAACAGACACCAAAAUGUGUCCUCAUCAGAGAGGAUCAAACUCCGAGAAAAACACCAGCCUCAAGUGGCCUGUUACAGUCGCCCUGUGUGUCAAGUCAAGAAGCGAAGAUGCUUGAAAAGGCUCAACAGGUUGUCAUUCAAGCACACUGCAAACAGCUAAAUGAGAUGUCUGCUUUGAGCUCACAGGAGGAAAUGCUUCUGAAUCACACGUCCAGCUCAGAUUUUCAAGAAUAUGUGAAGAAGCUUGAUGAAAUCCUGACCCUCAAGUGUAAACAAAUCGAGAACCUGAGAGCUCAGCUGCAGAAGUUCCUGGAUCAGAAACCCACAGAAUUUAUGGCGCUGGACGACUGUGUCUGCUGCUCUUAACCUGCUACUGACACGUCAGCUGAGGGCGGUAAAACAGAAACCUGCACCCUGGCCACGGUCCAGUCCUGCACACACAGGAACAGCCCAAAAUGUAUUUCCAUCGAUGGAAAAGUUUUAUGGGAUUUUCUGCAUUGCUGCAGGAAUUUUGAUUCUAAGCAUCAUCUGAGUGCUGCUGGUUAAUCCAACAAUAAAGCAACAUUUUUAGCGUACAGCCACAUGUUCAGGUUUUUUAUAUGUAGUUUUUAAAAUCAAAUGGAUCAUAAGAGAAAGAUUUGUACCUAUGACACCGGCUGACCUGUUACAUGUGCGCUUGGCAGCUUAAGUCAUCUGUGUUGGUCCCAUGUUCAUAUGUGUCCGCAUUGCUGAGA